AUGGAAUAUACUUUUGAUGAUUCUUUACUGACAUACCAGAAAUGCAUUUGCGCGUUCUCAUCAGCCGAAUUCUUUUCAUCGGAUAGACGGGAUGACUGGGAGAGGAUAGUUGGCGGUACAAAAGCGGCAAAUGGAUCAGUCCCUUACCAGGUGUCUCUCCGUAUUUGGGGAGUAAGACACUUCUGUGGAGCGUCCAUCAUCACACCCAGAGUUAUUUUAACAGCCGCUCACUGUGUAGACAGGCUAAAGCCCCAAUAUUUCCAAGCGAUCGUAGGCACCAACCAGCUUCGAUCUGGCGGCGCAGCCUACAAAAUUCGCAAAGUGGUUCAACAUGAGAAAUACGACGAUGACCUUAUCAUUAAUGACAUAGCUAUUAUUUUCACCGAUGAGGCGAUGGAGUUCAGCAGUACAGUAGAUGCUAUAGAGUUGAACGAUGAACCGGUUGACAAGGACGAAGAAUUGUUGUUAACUGGGUGGGGAACGACAUCGUACCCUGGGCAUUUACCAAAUGACCUGAUGCAGCUUCAGCUCAAGGCAGUCACCUACGAAGACUGUAAGGAAGCCCACAAAACUGUCAACGCAGUCUUCACCACUCAGAUAUGCGCACUCACCAAGGCCGGUGAAGGUGCUUGUCACGGUGAUUCUGGAGGUCCUCUGGUAAGAGAAGGAAGGCAAGUCGGCGUUGUAUCCUGGGGCGUCCCGUGUGCUAGGGGCAAACCUGAUGUUUACACUAAGGUGGAAUCUUACAUGGAUUGGAUUGAGAAAACUCUUAUGGAUGACGACGAAGAUCACUGGUUGCAUGUGCGCAGAAGAACAAAUAACAAACAUUAA
Molecule: messenger RNA, 831 nt
Organism: Pieris brassicae (large cabbage white)
Lineage: Eukaryota; Metazoa; Arthropoda; Insecta; Lepidoptera; Pieridae
Product: chymotrypsin-1-like
Exons: 6
Coding region: 1-831 (276 amino acids)
Biological process (GO): proteolysis
Molecular function (GO): serine-type endopeptidase activity
Source: RefSeq, a predicted model, not a curated record